GCAUGGCUUUUGCUCUUAUACAGAAGGAUCUUUCACCUUGAAAGCUGGCAGCCUCACAGGAAACAGAAUCCAGAGCAUCACAGAAAGAACGGCAGUAAUUGAGGGCAAAACUAAGACCGCUAGCACUCUGGUUGUAGCUGAUGCCAGAUCUUCUGGAAUCUACAGCUGCAUGGCAGCCAACAAAGUGGGGAAAGCUGAAAGAAACGUGAGCUUUAUUGUGACAGAUGUACCAAAUGGAUUCCAUAUUAAUUUGGAAAAAAUGCCUAUUGAAGGAGAGAGUUUGAUAUUGUCCUGUUCGGCCAACAAAUUCCUGUACAAAGACAUUGCUUGGAUUUUACCGAGGACAGUAAAUAACCAAACGAAAGUAAAGAAGUCUGUCAAUAAGGAGCACUCCGUCACGCUCACGCUAACCAUCAAGAACGUUUCCCUGGCGCACUCGGGCACCUAUGCAUGCAGAGUGAGGAACGUAAACACGGGCAAAGAGGUGCUUCAAAAGAAAGACGUUACAAUCAGAGCUCAAGAGGCACCAGCCCUGCUGCGGCACCUUACGGAUCAGACGGUGAACACCAGUAACUCAGCAGUGUUGGAGUGCCAGGUUAAAGGUAUCCCAGAGCCACAGAUAUCCUGGUUUAAAAACCAUGAAGAAAUACACGAAGAAUCAGGAAUAAUUUUAGGGCCCGGAAGUCGUAUGCUGUUUAUUGAAAGAGUAAAAGAGGAGGAUGAAGGACUUUACCAGUGCAUAGCCACCAACUUAAAAGGGUCUGUGGAGAGUGCAGCAUAUGUCACAGUACAAGGCACGUCAGAGAGGUCAAACCUGGAGCUGAUAACGCUGACAUGUACCUGUGUGGCUUUCUGGCUCCUGCUGACUCUCUUCAUACGCAAGCUGAAGAGGCCUUAUUCUUCUGAAAUUAAGACCAAUUACUUGUCAAUCAUAAUGGAUCCUGAUGAAGUCCCCUUGGAUGAACAAUGUGAACGUCUGCCUUAUGAUGCCAGCAAAUGGGAGAUUGCGAGGGAAAGGCUAAAACUAGGAAAGUCACUUGGACAUGGAGCUUUUGGAAAGGUGGUACAAGCAUCUGCGUUUGGAAUUAAGAAAUCACCAACUUGCAGAAUAGUUGCAGUGAAAAUGCUGAAAGAUGGGGCCACAGCAAGUGAAUACAAAGCUCUGAUGACUGAACUGAAGAUCCUGAUCCACAUUGGUCAUCAUCUUAAUAUUGUGAAUUUAUUGGGAGCUUGCACAAAAAAUGGAGGGCCUUUGAUGGUGAUUGUUGAAUACUGCAAGUAUGGAAAUUUAUCAAAUUAUCUGAAAAGCAAGAGGAAUUUUUUCUGCUCCAGCAAGGACUCUAUGCAAACAGAGCAAAUGAAAAAGGAUGUUGAACCAGUAGAAGGCAAAAAACAAAGGUUGGCCAGUGUCACCAGCAGCGAGAGCAUUGCAAGCUCAGGCUUUCAGGAAGAUAAAAGCCUGAGCGAUGUGGAGGAGGAUGAGGCGGACUCCAACGAGUUCUACAAACUGCCCCUCACCAUGGAAGACCUGAUUUCUUACAGCUUUCAGGUGGCCAGAGGCAUGGAGUUCUUGUCCUCCCGAAAGUGUAUUCAUCGUGACCUGGCAGCCAGAAACAUCCUUUUAUCUGAGAACAAUGUAGUGAAGAUCUGUGAUUUUGGCCUCGCAAGAGAUAUUUAUAAGAAUCCUGAUUAUGUGAGAAAAGGAGACGCUCGGCUUCCUCUCAAGUGGAUGGCUCCAGAAUCCAUAUUUGAUAAAAUCUACAAUACAAAAAGCGACGUGUGGUCAUAUGGGGUAUUGCUGUGGGAGAUAUUCUCCUUGGGUGCCUCCCCUUACCCUGGAGUCCAGAUAGAUGAGGAUUUCUGCAGCAGGCUAAAAGAAGGCACACGGAUGCGGGCCCCGGAGCAAGCGACAGAAGAAAUCUACCAAAUCAUGCUGGACUGUUGGCGAAGUGACCCCAACGACCGCCCGCGGUUCUCCGAGCUGGUGACAAAGCUGGGGGAUCUGCUCCAAGCAAGCGUACAACAGGAAGGCAAAGACUACAUACCCCUGAACACUAUAUUUACAACUGAAAAUGUGUUUCCAUCUGCAUCCGUUCCUUCAUGCAAUGAAAACACAUCUGUUACAAGCUCAAACUGUGGGAGCACUGAAAAUGUCAGAUACAUAAACACUUUCAAACUAAAACCACCCCAGCGCAUAAAGACAUUUGAAGAGCUUCCCAUCAAGGAAACAUUUGCAUUUGAUGAUUACCAAGCAGACAGCGGGAUGGUGUUGGCCUCGGAGGAACUGAAACGCUUCACGUGGACAGACAGCAAACAGAGACGGACGCUCUUUGGCGUGAAAGGCGCCAGCAGGAGCAAGGAGUCGGUGCUCCGUGCGACCACGAAGCCAAGGAGCUUCUGCGGCUUCAGCUGCGACCAGCUCAGCGACUCCAAGCAAAGAUGCUCUCACGGCAACAUGGUGCUGGAGAAGAUGAGAGUCUGUCACCCACCUCCUCCCGACUACAGCUCCGUGCUCCUGUAUGCUCAGCCACCCGUCUAA
Tinamus guttatus (white-throated tinamou) is the source of this 2539-nucleotide messenger RNA. NCBI's taxonomy places the organism in Eukaryota, Metazoa, Chordata, Aves, Tinamiformes, Tinamidae. The record is from RefSeq and is a predicted model, not a curated record.